Tribolium castaneum (red flour beetle) is the source of this 543-nucleotide messenger RNA. RefSeq lists its product as hypothetical. The coding region runs from base 76 to 465 and encodes 129 amino acids. The record is from RefSeq and is a predicted model, not a curated record. Lineage: Eukaryota; Metazoa; Arthropoda; Insecta; Coleoptera; Tenebrionidae. The transcript has 2 exons.
ACAGGUGCAAUUUUUCCAUUCGCUUCCUUUAGUGUCUUGUGUAAACUUGUUACAAGUCAAAAAAAUUAAUAAAAAAUGGGUGCCAUUUGGGUCAAAUAUUUUAAAGACGAAGACGUCGUACUGGAACGGGAAUACGCUUGCCUUUCGAUGCUUUUAAGGAAGCUGACUCCAGACGAGCUGCUCUUGUACGCUCUUGAAGACCCCGAAAUUUACGAAGCUUGUAAACGGCAUGACGACCUGAGAUACUUUUGCAUGGCUGCUGCUGUGAAAAGGUACAACAUCGAGAAAUUUUUCUACGAGGAGGUGGCCAACAGAAGUGCGGAUUUCAUGGUUUUGCUGGACACUUUCGUCCAAAUCCAAGCUGCCAUUGAGCACCAAGAAGCGGAGAAGACUCAGUGCGGCUACUUCCCCUGCGUACUCUUCCGCAGGAAGAACCGGGAACGGGGUGCCGCCAAAAAUGAAUAGACCGGCAGAGAACCAAAAAUGUAAUUCUAUACAAAAUGUGCAUUAUCAACGGUCUAUAAAUAAAAGAAGUUGCAUUUA